Messenger RNA from Exophiala xenobiotica, 7066 nucleotides. RefSeq lists its product as uncharacterized. Gene Ontology annotation, molecular function: 3-oxoacyl-[acyl-carrier-protein] synthase activity; fatty acid synthase activity; phosphopantetheine binding. Gene Ontology annotation, biological process: fatty acid biosynthetic process; secondary metabolite biosynthetic process. The transcript has 3 exons. Bases 124 to 6666 code for a protein of 2180 amino acids. The record is from RefSeq and is a predicted model, not a curated record. NCBI's taxonomy places the organism in Eukaryota, Fungi, Ascomycota, Eurotiomycetes, Chaetothyriales, Herpotrichiellaceae.
AUUUUCAUACCCGGGCCCCGUCAACUCCUAUAUGAUAACUAGCUGACCAUUCCCUAUUCUCCCCUUUCCUCUCCCGUGUAAAUCAACGUUCGUUCGAAGUCGUCGUCUCUUUCAAUCGUCAACAUGGAGGAGGUCUACGUCUUCGGCGACCAAACCGCCGACUGCAGGGCCUUCUUCGCCAAGGUCUUCACCCGGAAGGACGAUGUUAUUCUACAAGCCUUCCUGGAGCGAGCCGGCGACGCCCUCAGAAUCGAGAACAGAAACCGAUCCCAUCCUUCAAAAGCAGUCCCUAAUUUCUCAACCGUUCAAGAGUUGGUCGAUCGUUAUUACAGAGGCGAGGCAAAGGAUGCCGCCGUUGAGAGCGCUCUCGUUUGUAUUUCUCAGUUCACUCAUUUCAUUGGCGCAUUCGAAGAGAGAACGCCUUCAUAUAUUCCUCAUAAUGCAGAUGCACGAUUGGUCGGCCUAUGUACUGGUUUAAUUGCGGCUUCAGCGGUCGCCUCUGCAGACUCAUUGACAGCUCUUCUUCCCUUGGCCGUCGAGUCCGUCCGAAUCGCCUUCCGAGCCGGUGCCCACGUUGGGAGAGUAGCAGAGCAGAUUGAGGGCGACUCCAAGUCAGGCUCAUGGUCUACCAUCGUUGCUGCGGACGAGAAGUCGGCGCAGGCAGCUUUGGAUGCUUUCCACAAAGAGAAGGGCACAGCACCAACAAGCAGACUAUGGAUCAGUGCAUCUUCAGCCACUUCCGUCACAAUCAGCGGUCCUCCAUCAACGAAGGCCGCUCUUUUCGAGGAUUCAGAAUUCUUCCGAACGCAUAAAAAUGCCCCUGUAUCAAUAUUUGCUCCCUACCACGCAUCCCACCUACACUCCCAAUCAGAUUUGGACAAGAUCCUGCGACCACAGACGAAGAACAUCUUCGGAAACACCACCGUGAGAUUCCCAGUCUGCUCCAGCGUUACUGGCAAACCAGUCGAAGCUCAAAAUGGAUACGAGCUCCUCCAAAAUGCCCUGAAGGAGGUUGUAAUUGAGCCACUGCGAUGGGACAAGGUCUUGAAGUACUGUGCCUCUGGCAAGCCUUCAGAAGCGAAGGUCUUUGCUGUUGGCCCAACAAACCUUGCCAGCAGCGUUGUCUCGGCCCUCAAGGCCAGCACGUCAAAGGUUACUCUCGAAGACCAAUCUCACUGGAGUGCCGUGGCUCCAGCAGGAACUCAGCAUUCGAAGCGAGAAGCUGACAUCGCCAUUGUUGGCUACUCCGGUCGAUUUCCCGAUGCUGCAGACAACGAGCUUUUCUGGCAACUGCUGGAGAAGGGGCUCGACGUUCAUCGACCAGUUCCUCCGGACAGGUUUCCUGUCGAGUCUCACACAGAUCCCACAUCCAAGAAGAAGAACACCUCACAUACACCGUUCGCUAACUUCAUCGAAAAGCCUGGUCUAUUCGAUGCCCGAUUCUUCAACAUGUCUCCUCGAGAAGCCGCUCAGACCGACCCUAUGCAGCGACUGAUGCUUGCAACUGGUUACGAAGCUAUGGAAAUGGCAGGUAUCGUCCCUGACCGAACUCCAUCCACCAAAAAGGACAGAAUUGGUACCUUCUAUGGUCAGACCUCCGACGACUGGCGUGAGGUGAACGCCGCCCAGGACAUUGAUACAUACUUCAUUUCCGGGGGUGUGCGUGCCUUUGGCCCUGGCCGCAUCAACUACUUUUUUAAGUUUUCCGGACCCAGUUUCUCAGUUGAUACUGCCUGCUCCUCCAGUUUCGCCGCCAUCAACGUGGCCAUCACCUCAUUGAGAGCAAAUGAAUGUGACACCGCCUUUACCGGUGGUGCCAACGUCCUGACCAAUUCCGAUAUUUUCUCCGGUCUUAGCAGAGGUCAUUUCCUUUCCAGGACAGGAUCCUGCAAAACCUGGGAUAAUGAUGCCGAUGGUUACUGCAGAGGUGACGGCGUCUGCACGGUUAUCAUGAAACGGUUGGAUGAUGCUAUGGCCGACCGAGACCCUAUCUUGGGUGUUAUACGUGGUAUUGGUACCAAUCACUCUGCUGAGGCAGUUUCCAUUACCCAUCCUUGCGCCGAGAACCAGGCCUUCUUGUUCGACAAGGUCUUGAAGGAGUGCAACGUCCCUUGCAACGAAGUGAACUACGUCGAAAUGCACGGAACUGGUACUCAGGCUGGAGACGGCAUUGAAAUGGAGUCAGUCACAUCUGUCUUCGCUCCUCGACAGAACCGCAGACGCCCAGAUCAGCCAUUGUACGUCGGUGCAGUCAAGUCCAACAUCGGCCACGGUGAGGCUGUCUCGGGCGUCAGUGCCUUGAUCAAGGUCCUCAUGAUGCUUCAAAAGAGCAAGAUCCCACCUCACACGGGAAUCAAAAAGCAGAUGAACAAGAACUUUGCCCCUGAUUUGAAGGAGCGCAACGUCAACAUUGCUUUCCAGCCAACACCAUUCCCACGCCCUGCCGGUGGCAAGCGAACCGUGUUCAUCAACAAUUUUAGUGCAGCUGGUGGUAACACGGCGAUGCUUCUGCAGGAUGGACCUGAAGUGGCAAAGGAGCCGACAGCUGACCCUCGCUCUACCCAUGUUGUCACUGUUUCUGCCAAAUCCUUGGCCUCCUUCAAGAAGACACUCGCAAAGUAUGAAGCGUACCUGGCCGCCAACCCCAACGUUGGGCUCACUGAUUUGGCAUAUACCGUGACAGCUCGAAGGGCUCACUACAACUACCGUGCUGCAUUCCCGGUCCAGUCAAUUGCCCAGCUGCAACAAUCAAUUAAGGCUAUCGCUGACCAGACUCACAACCCUAUUCCUCUUGCCGCUCCACAAAUCGCCAUGGCAUUCACUGGACAAGGCUCGCAAUACUCUGGCAUGGGUCAGAAGCUUUUCGAGACGUCUAAGCAAUUUCGAACCGAUAUCGAAGAGUUCAACGAGAUUGCCCUCCGACAAGGUCUGCCAUCCAUCAUGCCUUUGAUCGACGGAUCCACAGAGGUACAGCACCUGCCACCAACAGUCGUACAACUGGGAAUGUGCUGCGUCCAGAUGGCUCUUACUCGUCUCUGGGCUACUUGGGGAGUCACCCCCAGCGUGGUUAUUGGCCAUUCUCUGGGUGAGUAUGCUGCACUUCAGGCUGCAGGUGUUCUUUCCGUCGCCGACACCAUCUACCUGGUUGGAAAGCGAGCACAGCUCCUUGAGCAGAAGUGCACGGCUGGCACGCACGCGAUGCUUGCAGUCAGAUCCCCUGUCGCUGGGCUCCAGGACGUUGUUGCCAACAGCCAAGGCAAGAUCGAGAUUGCAUGCAUCAAUGGUGUUUCGGACACUGUUCUCUCGGGCACAAUGGCGGACAUUGAUGCUGUUGCACAGAAGUUGGCUGACGCUGGUCAGAAGUGCACCAAGCUGAAGUUGCCAUUUGCUUUCCACUCUUCGCAGGUUGAUCCCAUCCUCGCAGACUUCGAGAAGUUGGCAGCUCCUAUCAAAUACCACGCUCCACGCGUUCCGGUCAUCUCCCCCCUUCUCAGUGACGUUGUCAGCGUCGGUGGUAUUUUCGAUGCUUUCUACCUAAGCAGACACUGUCGCAAGACUGUCGACUUUGUUGGUGGCCUCUCUUCUGGCAUGUCGUCUGCCACCAUCAGUGACACCACCCUCUGGCUUGAAGUUGGUGGCCAUCCUUUGUGCGCUAGCAUGAUCAAGUCAUGCCUGUCUGUCCCAACUUUGGCAACCAUGCGCCGUGAUGAGGACCCUUGGAAGAUCAUCUCCACCUCAAUGGCUGGUCUCUACACCUCUGGCAAGGCCCUCAACUGGGAUGCCUUCCACAAGGAGAACGAGUCUCUUCGUGUCCUGAAUGAUCUGCCUUUCUACGGAUACGACGAGAAGAACUAUUGGCUUCAGUACACUGGUGAUUGGCUCCUAUACAAGGGCGACUUCCCCAAGGCUAUUGCACCAGCUCCAGCCGCCACCGCUUCUGCUGGCCCUGCAAAGGCCCGUAAAUACCUGUCCACUGCAGUCCAAGGAAUCGUGUCUGAGGAGGUCAAGGGCAAGACUGUUAACAUCAUUGCAGAGUCCGAUUUCGCUCACCCCAAGCUGUUCCCAGUCAUUGCUGGCCACUUGGUCAAUGGCAGUGGUCUCUGCCCAUCCACGCUCUAUGCUGACAUGGCCUAUACCUUGAUCAACUAUGGUGUUGACUUGCUCUCACCCGGCGAGAAGGUGGAUAUCAACAUCGGUACGAUGGACAACCCAGCACCUCUUCUCCUCAAGAACAUCAACCAGCCAGAAAGUCAAAUCGUCCGAAUGGCCAUGUCCAUCGACAUGAACGCACGAAAGGCUGAUUUCACUGUCACUACCAACAACGGAAGGAAGGAUGUUGUCCACGCCAAGUGCAUUAUCCGAUUCGAAGAUGCUGCUGCCUGGAAGCAGGAAUGGAGUAAAACUUCAUACCUCAUCCAAUCCCGAAUUGAUCUCCUGAAGCACAAAAUGGAGAAUGGUGAGGCCGACAAGGUCAGCCGUGCAAUGGCAUACAAGCUUUUCGGUGCUUUGGUCGACUACUCUGAUAUCUACCAAGGUAUGCAGAGUGUGGUCUUUGACGGGCCAGAAUUUGAAGCCACCAGCAACAUCAAGCUCCGAGCUGGGCCCAAUGAUGGCGACUUCUACUUCAGCCCUUACCACAUCGACAGCGCCUGCCAUCUUUCAGGAUUUACGGUCAAUGCCACCGUCAACCGCAUGGAAGAGUGCUACAUCUCCCAUGGUUGGUCCAGCCUUCGUUUCAUCGAGCCGCUCAAGCAUGAUAAGCAAUACUUUGCCUAUGUAAAGAUGCAACCUGUUGCUGGCAGCAAGAUGAGGGCUGGCGACGUCUACGUCUUCAACGAGGACAAGGAAGUCAUCGGUGUUGCGGGUGCAGUCCGUUUCCAGUGCAUCCCUCGGAAGUUGAUGGAUGUCAUGAUGCCCAAGCCCAAGGCUGCCGCUGGCGGUAAGGCUGCUACUCCUGUUUCUGCACCCAAGGUCUCCGCUGCACGAACACCUGUUGCCGCAGCUCCUGCACCCGUCGCGGCACCAGCGCCGAAGGCUCCCAAGGUCAAGACUCCCAAGGUCAAGGCGCCAAAAGUCAAGGCUCCUGCCCCACCGAAAGCCUCUUCUGCUGGCAGUCUUGCGGUCCGCGCCUUUGACAUCAUUGCCAAAGAGAUUGAUGUUGACCAGUCUGAGCUCAACGACGACAUCCAAUGGGCUGAUAUGGGUGUCGACAGUUUGAUGUCCUUGACCAUCUCGGGCAAAUUCCGUGAAGAUCUCGACCUCGAGGUGGAAAGCACUCUCUUCACCGACUACUCUUCGGUCGGUGCUCUUCGCAAGCAUCUUAGCGGCAUGUCGGGCCCCGAACCAUCUGCUGCUGCUGGUGACGCAAGCUCUGUUGAGUCAACCGACUCUGGCUCCGAGAGUGAUGACGACACUGUCGAGUCUGGUAUCACCACGCCCGACACCGAGGACUUCCCAGCGAAGCCUACCGAGCAAGGCAAGUCUGCUGCCGUCGAAGCUGUUGCUCAGGCUCCGGCUGCUUCCGCGGAUGGCGGUGACAUGAUUGAGACCAUCCGCGUCGUCAUUGCUCAGGAGAUGGAGAUGGAUCUGGCCGAAAUCACUGAGACUACUGACCUCAGCAACCUCGGAAUGGAUUCCCUGAUGGCUCUCACUGUCCUCGGCAAGCUUCGUGAAGAACAUGAAAUCGACCUCGACCCUACCAUUCUGGCCGAUAACCCGUCUCUUGGCCACUUGCGCAAGGCGCUCGGCCUUGAGAAGCAGAAGGCUGCUCCACCACCAGCCCCAAAGCCAGAGGUGAAGCAGAACAUCAUUGUGGCUCCUGCCGCUCCUCCGGUUGAGGUUGUUGUGCAGAUGCCCCCUGCCACCUCUGUCUUACUUCAGGGCAAUCCAAAGACUGCCACCAAGAACCUCUUCCUGUUCCCCGAUGGAUCCGGAUCCGCCACCUCUUACGUCUCCAUUCCCGCUAUUGACAGCAAGAACUUGGCAGUCUAUGGUCUCAACUGCCCCUUCAUGAAGGACCCUACCAGCUACACCUGCGGUAUCGAAGGUGUUUCCAAACUCUACCUUGAGGAAGUCAUGCGCCGACAACCUGUCGGUCCAUACAUCCUUGGUGGUUGGUCUGCUGGGGGUGUCGUCGCCUACGAGGUUACCAGACAAUUGGCCGACCUCCAGAAAUCCCGUCCAGACAGGAACUAUCAAGUCGAGAAACUGAUCCUCAUUGACUCACCGUGCCCCAUCCGAUUGGAGCCUCUGCCUGCCCGUCUUCACCACUUCUUCGACGAGAUUGGUCUUUUGGGAACUGGAACCGGGAAGACGCCCAACUGGUUGCUGCCUCACUUCGAAUACAGCAUCAAGGCUUUGACUGCCUACCGUCCGGAAUUGAAGUCGACACAUGACUUCAAGGCACCACCGACCCUCCUCAUUUGGGCCACCGACGGUGUCUGUGGCAAGCCAGGUGAUCCACGACCACCGCCGCAAGCUGAUGACCCGAAGAGCAUGAAGUGGCUCUUGGACAACCGAAACGACUUCGGUCCCAAUGGCUGGGACAAACUCUUGAGCCCUGAAGUCUGCAAGAUGGUUACCGUCAAUGGCAACCAUUUCACCAUGAUGAAGCCUCCAGUGGCUAAGGGUGUUGGUCAAUUUAUUCGCGAGUCUCUGUUGGUGUAAAAGAGCUCGACCUUUUCACGCAACGAGAUACCUGAUAGAGGCGAAUUGGGAAUUGUGUAUGGAUAUAGACAUUGGCUUUUCACGACUUGCUUGCUUCCUGAGAAAAAGGGUCGUACAUAUUGAAUGGGCUUUGCUAGCGUUGUUGGCCACAGGUUCUCUGAUGGGCAUUUUCAGAAGCGUUUUUGGCUUGCGGCUUUUGGGACAAGUGCUUUUUCUCCAGAUUGUCGACGGUGAAGCUUUUCAUGGCAGGCGUUGCAUAGUGGUUCAGAGAAGGGCAAGCGGAGUGAUCAUGGGGAAUUGUCUCUUUAUCUUUUCGAAGGGGCUUAUUUUUACAGCCCCUUCAAAUGUCAUUCAUAUCUUUACGAAGUUUGAGAUUCUUAAUGCGCAUCUUUUGACAGAA